Messenger RNA from Gigantopelta aegis, 1222 nucleotides. RefSeq lists its product as uncharacterized. The record is from RefSeq and is a predicted model, not a curated record. Bases 158 to 1072 code for a protein of 304 amino acids. The transcript has 2 exons. Lineage: Eukaryota; Metazoa; Mollusca; Gastropoda; Neomphalida; Peltospiridae.
UGUUGAACUAUGGAAGAAAUAAAGUGUAUUCGAACCACUGAAACGUGACAAUGUAAACACAUUCCGGACACUCACCACUAAGCCAGAUAAGAAACUACAGCACUUCGCUGUAAACAAGUUCAGAAAGGAAACCUCUACCAAUAAUUUGAAGAAAAAGAUGGCGAAGGUUUAUUACGUCUUCGAGCUGGUCGGUAGAGACGCCUAUCUGAUUCCAGGUGUCCUUAUCGUCUGUGUGUCCGUCAUCGUCAACCUGGCCACCAUCAUCCUCACUCUUCUGUCUCCACGCUUGAGGAAAACGCCAAAACAUUUAAUCAUCAUCAACAUAUCGGUUGUUGCACUUCUUCAUGCUGCUUUCCCUGAAGCGCUACUCAUAGAACUGUACGCGAGAUACCAGUGGAUUCACGGGUGUGAUGUGUUCUUUGCUUUGGAGGUCGUGGCUUAUGUUCUGGGAGCCAUCUACGUCUUACUAAUGGCGUCACUGUGUGUGGAGUGGAUUAUUUCUGUCGCUGGAAUAACGUGCUCUCCCUCUGUGAAAUAUAUCAUAACCGCUGUCAUGGUUGGGUGCUGCUGGGUGGUCAACUGCGUGGUUCUAAUCCCAGUUGCAACAGAAGGGCGUUUAUUGGAAUACUGUGCAUUUAUCCUGGACGAAGAUUCCCAAAUAGCUAUGAAUGUCAUGAGUUAUUUUCCGCAAGCCUUUUCCACCGGCAUGUUGGUCGUCGCGCUUGUUGUAAUAAGCUGCUUGAAGAGACGGUAUCGAAGAAGCGAUCAUUGUAAUACGGUUCGAUCAUUUCCAGUAGAUGUUGUCAUCGCCAGUUUUAUUACCGUUGUGCUGAAGUUUCCGCUCAUCGCGCACUUGUUAGUAAAAUGUCAGGACGAUUGUAACAGAGAUGCAUAUUACCGAGCUCACGCGGCCACACUGGCGUUGAAUUUAGUGCCACACGCUUUGGUCCCAUUCAUCUGGCUGCUGUGUAGAGAGACAAGGGAGGCAAUCCUUGCCAUUUUCAGAAAGUCACACGACACUUAUGCCCCGGAAGAAAACCAGUAUCCCAUGGAUGGUAUGCAGAAGAAAUAAUUAAGAUAUCACAUGCCUUAGUCUGGCAGUGGCAGAUUACCUGGAUUUAAGACUUGUAGGCACUGAGUUCGAAUCCUACUACUUCGUAUUAAUAUACAGUUUCUUUUGAAAUUCUGUUAUGUUUUGUGGAAAUGAGUAUCAAAUAAAAAU